Etheostoma spectabile (orangethroat darter) is the source of this 4947-nucleotide messenger RNA. It is a transcript of the gene sema4ba, whose product is annotated as sema domain, immunoglobulin domain (Ig), transmembrane domain (TM) and short cytoplasmic domain, (semaphorin) 4Ba. The transcript has 15 exons. Gene Ontology annotation, cellular component: plasma membrane. Bases 519 to 3029 code for a protein of 836 amino acids. Gene Ontology annotation, biological process: axon guidance; neural crest cell migration; negative chemotaxis. Gene Ontology annotation, molecular function: semaphorin receptor binding; chemorepellent activity. Lineage: Eukaryota; Metazoa; Chordata; Actinopteri; Perciformes; Percidae. The record is from RefSeq and is a predicted model, not a curated record.
CUCCAGUGUGUUGAGUGGCCAGAGGCGGGCUUUAGUACUACACAGUGUCAGGGAGAGGAAGAGUGUGCACCUCAGAGCUGUCAUCUACUGUACUAGAGCUUUAACUCUGUUGUUUCUCUGGAUGUUUAUCUGACAUUUCCUGGAGGAGGAAUCAAUCUGUCUGUGCCACCUAAAGGAAACUUUUUUUUUUUUUUAAAGAUCUAAAGGAAGUUUUGGUUUCUCGGCUGAUUUAGACAGAGCAUCUCAGCUGAGACUUGGCGGUGCCGCGUACGCAUGGAGGCUGAUCGGUGGAGACUUUCUGUCUUGUUCUGAGGUCACCGGUCGUCAUUCCAAACCAGCAUCAUCUUCUGCAGGCCCAAAACAGUUUUCCGACUUCACCACAGUGCAUAGGCCUUUCAUUCAAGGAGCCUGGAGCUGCAGAAAAGUAGAGAGAGAGAAAAUAAACAGCUUAAAAAAGACGCUUUUCAUGAAAACCUGAAAGGCAAAUACUGCAAGUUGGCUGGCAGUCCUGAGGAGGCAUGUGGACAAUGAGUAUGGCUUGGCUCUGUCUUGCAGCCUACACUAUCCUCCUUGUUGGUUCCUUUCAUACAGCUGUCACGGAAAGCGAUGUCACUCCACGCCUCACCUUUUCCUACAAUGCGAAGGAGAGGACAACCAGAAGCUUCUCAGUCGGUGGAGCCUUCAACUACACCGCUCUCCUCCUCAGUAAAGAAGACAACACGUUGUACAUUGGUGCUCGGGAGAUUCUCUUUGCACUCAACCUCACUGAUAUCAGUGCAGUCAAGCUACAAAGAAAUCUCACAUGGAAAACUCCAGAGAGGAAGAGAGACGAGUGCAGUUUUAAAGGCAAAGACCUGCAGACGGAUUGCUUCAACUACGUCAAGAUUUUACUACGCAUGAACAGCACUCAUCUGUAUGUGUGUGGAACAUACGCCUUCAGCCCCACCUGUGCUUACAUAAACACUGCAGACUUUUCCCUUGUCAAGAGUGAUAAUGGGGAGAUUGUUACAGAAGAUGGACGAAGCCGCUGUCCUUUUAACCCUGAAUACAAGUCCACUGCCAUCAUGGCUGAUGGAGAGCUAUAUGCUGGUACAGUCAGUAAUUUCCAAGGAAAUGAACCCAUCAUUUACAAGAGUCUAAGCCAAGGAACUACUCUAAAAACAGAAAACUCACUCAACUGGCUUCAAGACCCGGCAUUUGUUGGCUCGGCCUACAUACAGGAGAGCCUGCCCAAGGGCAACCUAGUGGGCGAUGACGAUAAGAUUUACUUCUUCUUCAGUGAAGCAGGAAAAGAGUUUGAUUUCUUUGACAACACCAUUGUGUCACGCAUUGCUCGUGUGUGUAAGGGCGACAUGGGAGGCGAGAGGGUUCUGCAGAAGAAGUGGACAACAUUCUUGAAGGCUCAACUCUUGUGUUCUCUGCCAGAUGAUGGCUUUCCCUUCAACAUUAUCCAAGACAUGUUUGUGCUGACACCCAGCCCCGAUGAUUGGAAGAACACUGUGUUUUAUGGAGUCUUCACGUCUCAGUGGUAUAAAGGUGCUUCGGGAAGCUCUGCAGUGUGUUCUUUCACUAUGGACCAAGUAGAAAAGGCGUUUCAGGGGCGAUACCGUGAGGUCAACCGAGAGACUCAACAAUGGUACACAUACAACCAUCCGGUCCCAGAGCCUCGGCCUGGAGUGUGUAUCACAAAUGCUGCCAGGGAACAGGGGAUCUCGACCUCGCUGCACAUGCCGGACAAGGUGCUGAAUUUUGUCAAAGACCACUUUCUGAUGGAUAGCGUGAUCCGCAGCCAGCCUCUUCUGCUCAAACGCAACCUUCGCUACACACAGAUUGCUGUCCAUAGAGUCCAGGCAGCAAAAAAGGCGUAUAAUGUACUCUUCAUUGGCACAGAUGAUGGCAGACUUCAUAAAGCCAUUAAUGUCAACAAUAAGAUGCACAUCAUUGAGGAGAUGGCGCUCUUCAGUGAUUCCCAACCAGUGCAACACAUCGAGCUGGACACCGAAAAGGGCCAGCUUUAUGUUUCCUCUUUCUCUGAACUGGUGGAGGUCCCAGUAGCUAACUGCACUAAUUAUCAGAGUUGCGGGGAGUGCAUCCUCUCCAGGGAUCCUUACUGUGCCUGGAACGGGAGGAAGUGUGUGGAUGUCAGACAGGCUCCCCCAAACAAUGCCUGGCAACAGGAUGUAGAUGAAGCAGACACAUCAGCUAUUUGCGACACAACAGUGCCAAGCCCACGGUUUGCUAAACCUUCACCCACACGAAUGGUUUUAUGCCAGGUGAUCAUUAUCCCAGCCAACACGUUCAAAGUACUCCCUUGCAAGCUACGCUCUAAUUUGGCUGAAAGGAAGUGGGAGUUCAGUGAGAGCGCAGGUCACUUCCAUUACCCCAGCCCAGAGGGGGGGUUAGUAGUGGUAGCUCAAGCUGACAGGCAGGAAACCUACGAGUGCUGGUCAGUGGAGGAAGGCUUCAGACAGCUGCUAGCAAACUACUGUGUGAGGGGCGAGGCCAAGCACGAGAGCACCACCCUGACAGGCCGUUCACGUACGCCACAGGUCUCCCAGGAAGAAUUUAUCAUCCUGCCAGGGGAGACCCGCUCGUCGCAGAUCAACGCUAAGACCUACUGGAACGAACUAAUAGUGGUGUGUGCCCUCCUGGCGUUUUCUCUGGUGGUCUUUUCUCUAUUUGUGGUGUACAGGAACCGUGACCACAUGAAGUCCAUGCUCAAGGAGGGAGAGUGCCCCAACAUGCAGCAGAAGAAGCCCAGAAUUGUGGGGAAACCAGUUGAGAACUUGCCGCUAAACGGCAACACAGUCACAACGUCGGCGUCAGAUCACAAGGGCUACCAGACCCUUAACGACAACUACAUAUGCAGCACUCCACCGCACGAGUGCUUGUCGCCUGACAACAGCAAGAGCUUCUCAGAGUCAGAGAAGCCGCCUCUGAACUUGAGAGAGAGCCAUGUAGAGAUUUCUUCCACAUGUCCACGGCCAAGAGUCAGACUGGGCUCUGAGAUUAAAGACUCUAUAGUGUGAGGCCGGCUUCUUAUUGUGUGGAGUGACAUUUUAAACUGAAAGGAAAGAGUGCACUUGCUGAGAGACAUAAAACCCUAUAAGAGGGAAAACUGAGGAUCAUUAGACUCUUCAUGGAGAGACAUUUCAUUACACAGAUUUUGCACUUGUUCUGUCCCUGAGGUCUAUGUUCAUUUAAUUUUGUUUUCCUCUCACUCCCCCUUAUUCGAGUGCAUUCAAAGCACGCUGAAGAAGUUCCAGUUUGCCUUCAGACUUUUGACGCUAUCACAUACUGCUCACAGGAAUGUAACAAGCGUAGAGGGGGUGUCACAACUAUAUGAUUCAGUGAUUGGAUUUCAUAGCAUUGCCACUCAGUCCGUCCAUAUAAUCAACUGGUAAUGCUUUAGAAAGCAAACCGAUAUUCAAACAUGUUCCCACUGCUGGCUUACAGGGUUUGCUGUUUAAUUUUAAUUCUGUCCUUUGGUAAGAGCCCACCAUUCGCUGAGGCUAUGCACUGUGUACUCUACUGUAGCGAGGCAAACGCUCUCACCAGAAUAUACAGUACACUAACAGUAAAGUGGCAGGCAAGAAAAAAAAAAAGUCCUGUCAUAGAUUUUAUUUUGAUAGCCAAUGUGCAUUCAUCAAAGUAUACUCAUUGUUUAGGCGUGAAUAUAACACAGCAACGUAGAAAGAAUUAAGAGCAGAAGAGUUGUGCCAACAAAAAGGUUGUUUUAAUAAAGACCAUUAUUUAGCAUUAUUUAUUAUUUAAGUGACAGAAAACACGAACAAGGAAUCAACUCAGUGGAAAUGUUGUAGAAACUCUUACCACCUCAAUCACUACACACCAAAAAACAUGAACAUGAUAUAGUUAUGAAUGAAGACACUGUAUGCUUUCUCUAAAGUAUUGGUAUUAUAAGUAGAUACAAAUGUUCCUCUGUGGAAGUCUGACUUUCAACAGGUGUUUCUUUCACCAAAUGUUGUAAAGGGAAAAAAAUAUCAUUCCAGGUAUUAUCAUGCUGUUCUUCAUGAGAUAGGCAGUCUAUGCAAAGCAAAUAAUGUGAAGUGGGGUAAACACCAAGAACACCUCACCUCGAGACUUAGUAAGCACAAAGGUGUUGGCGCUGUUAAUUACUUUAGGAUCAGUGGCACUGCAAACACACACCAACACACACAUUUGCUCUCAUUACACUAACUAUAAGUAUGCAAGAGAGAUUUUAGCCAUUUUGGUGUAUUUUAGUGUGGAAGAUUGACCAAUUGUUUCUUUUACAGAGAGACAUUUUUCAUAGUCAUUCUUUAAUGUUACAAAUAUCUAUCAUCAAUUUUCUCAAAGGGAAAUCAUAAAUAUUUAAAUAGUACACCUAUUCAUAAUCUGAUUAAAUAAAACGCAUCUGUAUAGCCUCAACUUUGAUACACAUAUUAAUUGAUGAGUGUUAACAAAGGGUAGAAAAUGCCCCAUGCUUGCUUAAAUGGUUUUAAAUAACCAUAAAAGCAAUACUUUUCAUUCUCAUCCGGUAAUAAACAUUAGAAUUUUUAAUUGUGUUGAUUAGCCAUUUCCUUAUUCGGAAAUAAUUAAUUCAAACCUUAUUGUUUACUAAAUUUGAGUCUGAUGUUGGAGUAACUUGAAAGCAUUUUUAUACAAUAUUAUUUAAGUCUUACUUGAGUUUGGCUCUAGUAUUGUAAUGUGGCCAGAAAAGUUUAAAUUUCACAAAAAUGCAGGAAGGCAUACUGCUUGACUCAGAAUGCAUAGGAUUUGCACAUGAUGUUGAAAAGCCUUAGUAUAAUGCAGGUUAUGGAUUUGAUAACAAAUCUGAAACGGAUAAUGCCUUUUGAAACAAUAACCAAGAGAUGUGCCUCUUGGGAUAAUAAACUAACCAGGUAGUAGUGCUGUAGAGUCAAAGGCUACUCCGUAGGUGAGAUAGGACUGGCCAUGCUCAGAAACAAG